This is a messenger RNA of Cladophialophora yegresii CBS 114405, 930 nucleotides long. RefSeq lists its product as uncharacterized. The record is from RefSeq and is a predicted model, not a curated record. Gene Ontology annotation, cellular component: membrane. Lineage: Eukaryota; Fungi; Ascomycota; Eurotiomycetes; Chaetothyriales; Herpotrichiellaceae. The transcript is spliced from 2 exons. Bases 1 to 930 code for a protein of 309 amino acids.
AUGUCCAACUCGACAUCCCCCUCCAAUGAUCCCUCCAACUCCAACGACGACCUGAACCUCUACUUCUACUCCCCCUCCACGGCCGCAGCUAUUAUAUUCUCCGUUCUCUACGCCACCUUGGCCCUGUGGCACGGGUUCAUCAACUUCAUCCGCACACGCCACGUGUCCCAAAAACACAAAUACACCAUCCCCCUCUUCGUGGCCUGCGUCAUUUCCACAGCAGGCUGGGCCGUCCGCAUCGCCAGCAUCCACAAUGUGUCUUCGAUCCCCCUGUACGCCGUCAGCGCAAGCUACAUCGUCAUUUCGCCGAUCUUUGUCUGCGCGACGCUCUACCUUCUGCUCACGCGGUUGAUCCGGUCGACCCUUGCUGGACAACUGCAGAUCUUCCUCGGCAUCUCGCCCCGCUGGAUUGGUCGCGUCUUUAUUACGUCGGACGUCUUCUCGUUUUUGACGCAGUGUUCUGGGUCUGGGAUAGCGAGUUCGGGGAAUUGGGAAGGCGACCUCAAAACGGUGGGCACGAACGUCUUGCUGGUGGGCCUGUCUCUGCAGCUCGCGACGUUUAGUGUCUUCCUUUGCGUGCUGUGGAUGUUUGGCCAGAGGGCCAGGAGUACACAGGCCGGUAUGGAUCCGUAUGUCAGCAAGGUGGUGUUGGGGGUAUGGGUGGCUGGGUUUUUCGUGCAGGUUCGCUCCGUGUACCGGGUCGUCGAGUUCGCCAUGGGCGUCGACGGAUAUCUGUUCAAGCAUGAGUGGUGUUUGUAUGUUUUUGAGGCAGCACCCAUGUUCAUCGCGUUGAGCGUCUUGGCCUGGUAUCACCCUGUGAAAUGGAUGCAGCAGAAGUCGAGUGCCGAGUUUGCCAUGCGAGAUGCUCACGCGCACACCAGCCGGCCGAGCAAGAUCACUGGGAUGAACAAGGGAGGCGCAGUGGCGUAA